GGAGGACCAAGCCUGAUCCCGCCCCGCCACUAAGAGUGUCUCUCGAUUGUAUCUACGCUCUACGGUAAUUAAUUUCGCUUUAAGCGAUUGCAGACAAUGCCUGAGCCAAUCAAAUUUUCACACUGUGGAAGUGGAAAGCAGCCGAAGCACCAUUUUUGAAGUUCCAUCUUCUACAAAUUUGACUCACCCCACCACUCCUCAUCACAAUCAACAUCACCAAUUUGUUUGUUUUCCUCCUUUCUUAAAAGAUCAGAAAAUUCUUCACCUCCAAUAUCAAGAAAGAAGAUACCUUCAAUUUUUCACAAUGGGAUUCACAGACUUUGUCAACGAUGCUGGUCUUACCAUGCUCAACAACUGGUUGGAGACUCGUUCAUACAUCGUUGGAUUGGUCCGUGUUACUGAGCGGCCUCAAGAACCGCGUUAUGGCGAUAUACCAAGCUUUAUUGCAUCUCUGAUUUCUCUAUUUUCAUUGCAACAAUUUACCAAGAAAAUGGUUGGAAAAAAAAAUAUUAACCAGCAAUUAUAGAUACUCCCCAAGCCAAGCUGAUGUCGCCGUCUUCAAGGCACAGCAAUCCGCCCCAGAUGCCGCAAAAUUCCCCCACGCUGCUAGAUGGUACAAGCACAUCAACUCCUGGACCGAGGAAUUCGGUACCCUCCCAGGUGAUGCUUCCAAGGAAUAUACUUCAUAUGGCCCAGAUAAGACUGAGGCUACCUUGAACCCAGCAAAGGCCCCAGCUGCCGAGGAAGAGGAUGACGAUGAUGUUGAUCUUUUCGGAAGUGAUGACGAGGAAGAAGAUGCGGAGGCUGCUAGAAUCAAGGAGGAGCGUUUGGCCGAGUACAAGAAGAAGAAGGAGGGCAAGACCAAGCCUGCUGCCAAGUCUGUUGUCACAAUGGAUGUCAAGCCAUGGGACGAUGAGACCGACAUGGUAGCAUUGGAGGCUGCUGUUCGUAGUGUUGAGAAGGAUGGUCUCGUUUGGGGUGCUUCCAAACUUGUCGCUGUUGGUUUCGGUAUCAAGAAGUUGCAGAUCAACUUGGUCAUCGAGGAUGACAAGGUUGGUCUUGAUGAUUUGCAAGAGGAGAUUGCUGAGUUCGAAGACUAUGUCCAAUCUUCCGACAUUGCUGCCAUGCAAAAGCUAUAAAGCAUCAUUACGUCUAGGUUCUACCUUCGACUUCCGCUUCGUUCCUGUUCCUGAAAUGAUUCCACGUUACCUAUGGAGGUUUUGACUAUGGCUAGUCAAUAAAUUAUUAUGAUAAAAAUAAAUUUUACGAAAUGAUGAUAAUCAUGGACUGGGAUAGAAUUGAAAUGCAAAAAAAAAAAAGCCAUAACAAGUACAUAAAUUUUACA
Messenger RNA from Botrytis cinerea B05.10, 1345 nucleotides. RefSeq names its product Bcefb1 (gene Bcefb1). Gene Ontology annotation, cellular component: eukaryotic translation elongation factor 1 complex; cytosol. Gene Ontology annotation, molecular function: translation elongation factor activity; guanyl-nucleotide exchange factor activity. Bases 305 to 526 code for a protein of 73 amino acids. Gene Ontology annotation, biological process: translational elongation. The transcript is spliced from 5 exons. The record is from RefSeq and is a predicted model, not a curated record. NCBI's taxonomy places the organism in Eukaryota, Fungi, Ascomycota, Leotiomycetes, Helotiales, Sclerotiniaceae.